AAAUUAAUUAGAGCUAAGGAAAGCGAUGAAAUGGACAAGAUAAGAAAAGAAGUCAGGGAAGUAAAAAAGGGUAUCAAAAACGAUCUUAAGAGAAGAGAGAUUAAAUACGAAAACGAAAAGUUGGAGAAAAUUUUUUCAGUGUGCGAGGAGGUGGUAGGAACGCAAGUUAGUCUAGAUCAAAUUCAAGCAUAUUUUGAAGAAGAAGCAGAAUCAAAAUUUAAAAAAAUUGUUGAGGCUUAUACAGUGUUAUACAAUCCCAGCAAAAGAAAGAGAUAUGAUAAUAGCGAAGGGAGCUUUUGUUACGCUGAUUCUGAUUUUCAUGCAGCCUAUAAUACCGCCUACGAGGAAUUUGCGGAAUUAAUCGAAAGAGCGUUGAAGGAAACGAGAGGAGCAUUGAAAGAGGUCCGACAAGAUUUAGAAAA
Molecule: messenger RNA, 422 nt
Organism: Racocetra persica
Lineage: Eukaryota; Fungi; Glomeromycota; Glomeromycetes; Diversisporales; Gigasporaceae
Source: the annotation of a GenBank genome assembly